Acipenser ruthenus (sterlet) is the source of this 1057-nucleotide messenger RNA. RefSeq lists its product as uncharacterized. The transcript is spliced from 5 exons. Lineage: Eukaryota; Metazoa; Chordata; Actinopteri; Acipenseriformes; Acipenseridae. The coding region runs from base 50 to 850 and encodes 266 amino acids. The record is from RefSeq and is a predicted model, not a curated record.
CGGAUAACACACACAACAUCCUCGCCAGCCUUGCUGUGCACUUCCCACCAUGCUGCUCCGGCUCAUUCUGCUAUUCUACACGCUCCAAGUUGCAGAUGCAGGACUGUUCCAAUACCCGCCCUUAGUCAGAGUCGAGGUCGGGAGCAGCGUAAACUUGACCUGCGAUAUCGGGGACUUCUCGAGUGCAAAGUGUUUCACUGUCAUCUGGUUCAAACUGCGGUCCACAAGCAUCCUGACUCUGGAAACUUAUCAAAGUGUCAGAGCCGGUGGCAGCUUCGUAGGCGACGAAAUCGAAAGAACCUGUUCCCUGAAUCUAAACAACGCGCAGGUGAACGAUUCCGGGGCUUACUAUUGCGCUUUUAUUACGAACCAAGUCAUGUACAAGGGCAAUGGAUCCACGAUAGUAGUACGAGAACGCUCCGAUGGCCGCGCUUAUAUUGAAAUCCUCACCCCUUCAGAGUCAGACGGCGAAGUCCAGUCCAGCGGCUCCGCUACUUUAGUGUGUCUGGUGUUCGGGGUAUCCGAGCAGGCUCGUGUCUACUGGGUCAUCGAACGCGGACUGACCGACUCCGGAUCCGGAGAUUCCAGCGAAUCCACUCCGGACUUUAUCAGGAAUCAGAUCACCAUUCCGGGCGAGGUCUGGAGCAGCGGGUCCGUGUGCACGUGUGUUGUGGAAACAGAGAGCGGGCGCAAUAUGAGCAAAAGCGUGAGCAAGACCGAUGCAGAUUGCUUUCCUUCGGUCUGGCGGUAUGUCUUCAUCUCCGGUGUUCUCGUUGCGAUGUGGAUACACUUUGCUGUAGUUCACUGGAACUAUAACAAGCAAAGACGGCGUUUUCAAGAGGAAAGAUGAAGCAAUGGAAAUGCAUUUAACUGAACAAGUCCUUUUCUUUAUUUGAAUACAGUCUUGCUUCUGUCAUACUGAACUUCACUUCCAUUCUCAAAGUAUUACAAGAGUGCAUUAAAGGCAUUGAAGGUGCACCAGAUCAUACAUUCAAUUGAGAUCUAGACACAAGGGCUUAAUGUUUUGUAUAUGCAAUUAGACUUCAUUAUCUUCACA